AGUUACUGCCAGUAGCACGUGUGCUUCGGAGAAAAUUUGACUCCGGCUUCAGGAACAUCUUCUGACAAUUUGUGAAUUCAUUGAUGUAUUUCAUCACAUUCCAGUGCUGUAUCUGAUACGUGAAUUUUUGUUGUCGACGUCAUGGAGAUAAAAGCAUUUGGCUUCUUCGUUUACUUCGUCAUCGGUUGCAUUCAUUUACGAGGAGAUGCAGCGAAUGGACGGCUGGAGCAGCAGUUCGAGAAGUGCUGCAGUUUGGGGACAUCCUGGGCAUCGGAGGGACUCAGAUGCGAGAAAUUUGCAGGCCCAGUUGCGGGAGUUCCCAUGGUCGAGCAGGCGAUGUGUCUUGAGACUGUUGAUAUUUGUUGUAUCAGAGAAAAUCAUCAGAAGAAUUGUGAGAAGGGCAUGAAGAAGGCGAGGAAGGGCCUCAUUUGUUCACAGAGCACUGAUGCUGGUGGGUCUAGGGGUGGACAGAGUGAUGGGUACGAACAGGAUUGCUGUGAAGGCUGCAAACUUGGAAUUUUAAGUGGAUCUCUGGGCCAAAAUUGUGCUUUCAAAGCCUUUCGGUUCGGCAAACCCUGGGACUCGGCCUUCUUAGAAUGCUGUGAGAAGGCAACCACCUCGUCACCAACGACAAAUGAUGACCAGAGCACAACUUCUGGAAGUACAGUGAAGACAACGGUAACCACUCCAUCGACUACCUCCACUGAUUCGACUGAUUCUGGUGAAAUCUCGGUUACACAGGAAUCGGAUUCCUCUUCUACGAGUGCAGGGAAUGCAUCAACACCUCGUUCUGACGACUUAUGCCAGAUGUUCAAGGGUCUCCUAUGCUCCCACAUAUGCGUCCCCACCAAAGGAUCGUACACCUGCGCCUGUCCCACUGGGUACGUCUUACUCGAGGACGAAAAAACCUGUCGCACCGAUGGCUCCAUCACCGAAUCCUCCUCUUCCUCAGCGAUGUCCACCCAGUCACCAACAACCCUGGCGAUGCCUGGAGUCACCCCAACACUAGCCUCAAUGCACUGUCCCCUGGGCUAUCGUUACAACCCAUCCACUAAUCUCUGCAAUGGACCAAAGGAUUACGUGGAGCACGAGGAUGCCGGACAAGAAACGUGUCCACCUGGUUACCAAUGGGAUCAAGAGGUUCACACAUGCAGAGAUAUCGAUGAGUGUUCUGAUCCUGAAAAGACAGCAUGUCCCAGUGAGACUCAUUUUUGUGUGAAUACUCAAGGAAGUUUCACUUGUCACGGAUUGUCUACUUCAAAAUCAUGUCCUGCUGGGUUCAAAUUCAACGUCGUUGAAAAAAUAUGUAAAGACGUCGACGAGUGCGCAGAAGGUCUCCAUGGCUGUCUCCCGGAAGUAGAAUUCUGUCGAAAUACAGAAGGCGCCUAUGAGUGCGAUGUCCAAUGCAGUAGGGGCUUCACCUUCAGUCAGAGUCUGGGAAUCUGCAUCGACAUAGAUGAGUGUGCAACCAACAGGGUCAUCUGCCCCAGUGAUAAACCGACUUGUGUCAAUAGUCCUGGGGGAUACAAGUGCCUUAGACGCGAGACGCCUCGCUCAGACAACGAUUAUGAAGUGGAGAGCAUCAAUGCCAACGAAAUUUCCAAUAAUAAUGCGAACGGAGAAAUGCCAGAGAAAACGAACCGUCUUGUGGACUCACAAGAACAACAUCGAACUUCCGAGAAGCUUCGACAUGAACCUGGAGGGAGUUCAGCGAAUGACAGCCGUCUUCUCGUCUCACAGAAACAAUAUCCAACUGACCAUGAAGGGAGUUCGCAGAACGACAGCCGCCUUCUCUUGCCGCAGAAACAAAAUCUAAUUGAAGAUGGAGGAAAUUCACAGAACGACAGUCGCCUUCUCCUUCCACAGAAUCAAUAUCCAACUGUUAAGACCUUGAAAAGACUCUGUCCUCCUGGUUAUCGAUUCAACGGUUUCAAAUGCGUGGACAUCGACGAGUGCUCAGAGGGUCCAGUCUGUCAGGAACAUGAGCGCUGCGUCAAUCGUCUCGGUGGAUACGACUGUCACCUCUUCUGCAACUCAGGGUGGUACUUCGACAGACUCUCGAAGGCCUGUCAGGACGUGGAUGAGUGUCUCCUGGGUCGUCACAAUUGCUCGCAACCAACGCAUCUCUGUCACAACACAAACGGCUCGUUCGCCUGUCUCCCAGUGCCUCCAUGCUCCCUGGGAUAUCGCAGGGGGCUCGACAGAACCUGCGCCGACGUCGACGAGUGCCUGGAGAAUCUCCAUAAUUGUCGACUUGAGUAUCACCAGUACUGCGUCAACAAACCUGGUGGAUUUGACUGCAUCACUCGUCUACCGGAGUGUGAGGAUGGGUACAAGUACUCGCUGGUCACCAGAAGCUGCGAGGAUGUCGAUGAAUGCAGAAGUCCUGCGGUCACUCCCUGCGAUCAUCGUCUGCAGGAGAAGUGUAUUAACUUGAAGGGCUCUUUCAGGUGCGAACGACCGGUUGAAGUUGUCGCCCCGCAGAGGAACAAACCUGCCUGUCCACCAGGGUAUCGGUAUGAUGUUAUGAGAAGACAAUGUCAAGAUAUCGAUGAAUGUCGAGAGAAGACAGACAUAUGUGGCCACGAGGUGUGUUACAAUCAACCUGGGGGUUACAGUUGUGCCCAGGCACCGACUCCGAUCACUAAGGAACCAAUUCGCCAGCAAACUUUACCCACUUCUGGCCCCAUGGAGUGCUCCUCAGGACAGAGAUACGUGAGGCAUCGAGGGUGCGUUGAUAUUAACGAGUGCGAGGAGAUCCAGGAUGUCUGCACGAGUAAUGAAGAGUGCGUUAAUAAUGUGGGGAGUUAUGUAUGCAAUUGUCGCACUGGAUUCAGACGAGAUAAUUUGACUCAGGCCUGCGUCGAUAUAAAUGAGUGUCAACUUCCAAACGACUGCCUGUCAACCCAGAGAUGCGACAACACCCUAGGGAGCUACAAUUGUGUGAGAUUCCUUCCAUGCGGUACAGGCUACACUCUCAACGCAGCCACCGAAAUCUGUGAGGACGAUGAUGAGUGUCUUCUGGGUACUCAUGACUGCGGGGAAGGUUACCAUUGUAGGAAUACUCUAGGUUCCUAUCGGUGCAAUAAGAACCCGAGAGGCUCCCAACAGACUCCCUCACCUAGAAUUACAACUCCACGUCCUCCAUCAACACUCGUCACGACGACCACGACGAUGAUGACUUCAGUAAUCGAUUCGCGAAAUCAACCCGAGAGAACUUGUCCGAGAGGGUUUUUCCAAGGAGGUAGAGGGGAGUGCGUCGAUAUCGAUGAAUGCACUCAAGGCCCAUCGAAUCCCUGCAGCUCGUCCCCUCUCCAACAAUGCAUCAACACCAUCGGCUCCUAUCAGUGCCUCUCAUCAGUGAUAUGCGGUGCUGGUUUCACUCUGGACCCAAAAACAAACGCUCACUGCGUCGACAUCGACGAAUGCUCUGACGGCACUCACAAGUGCAACGCCAGACAGACCUGUGAGAAUCGUCCAGGUGGUUACGUCUGCGCCUGUCCCCCAGGACACGCCCUAACAUCCAACAGAAACUGCGUGGACAUCGACGAGUGCAGCAUCUACGCCAGGAACAUCUGCGGUGCCACUGGACAAUGUGAGAACACUGUUGGAUCCUUCAGGUGCAUUUGUAAUUCCGGUUUCGAGAGGAUCGAAGGUGGCAACGGCUGCGAGGACAUCAAUGAAUGUCAAAGGCACCCGGGAAUAUGCCAGCACGACUGCAUCAAUGUCUGGGGGAGCUACAGCUGCGUCUGCAAACCUGGCUACAGUCUCAAUAAUGACAAUCGGUCCUGCAGCGAUAUCGACGAGUGCCAGAUGUUCAAGGAUAAUAAUCUGUGCGUCGGCUUCUGCGAUAACACUCCAGGAAGCUACGCCUGCAGGUGUCCAGAUGGCUACAGACUCGGCGAGGAUGGAAGGACUUGUCAGGAUAUCGACGAGUGCGCUGCUGGAGUUGUCUGCAGGGAUCCCAGUGAGAUGUGUCAGAACACCAGGGGCGGGUACAGGUGCAAUAGGAUUCAGUGUCCUUCGGGAUAUCAUCGGGAUCAGGAGAGGAAGAACCGGUGUGUCCGCACCUCCCGUUACUGCCCAUCCGGGGAUAUCUCCUGCUAUCAAUUACCCUCCCACUAUUCCUUCAACUUUAUAACAUUUGUCAGUCUCCUCCCAAUACCUCGUUCCCGACAGUUGGAGCUCUUCACGAUGAGGGGAACUCACUUGCCAGGAUCAAUAGUGAGGUUCAGCAUGGCCCUCAUCAAUGCUCAAGCACCUCCAGGAGUGACUCGAGCCACUGAGUCAUGUUUCGCCCUCAGGAAACCCUCACCCUCACAAGCUGUACUUGUCUUAACGAAGAGCCUUCCUGGACCACAGGAGAUUGAACUCGAUCUCAGUAUGGAGAUAUAUCAUGAUACAGCUUUUGCUGGAAGUGCAGUUGCCAAACUCUUUAUUUACGUAACGCAGUACGAAUUUUGAGUGAAUCAUCUCAGGAAAUCAUAAGUAUUUUCCUGUUAAUUCAGUUGUGAAAGAAAACCUCUGCAUUAUUUUAAGAAACAAACAGAAUUUAAUUGUUAACAAAUUUAAUGAAAUGAAGGAAUGCACGAAAAGAAUUCAAUAGAUAAGUUGUCUCUAUGAAAUUUUGUUGAAUUUUCAUCCGAAAUCUAAGGGAAUUCUAUUUAUUUAUUUUACGCAUGAGUUUCAAUAAACAAAAUUAAAUUUUGUUCUGCAUUUUUCAAAGGAUAUUUUUGUAUAUAGUGAACGAUAGAUUUGAAUUGUUCGUAGAACUUUAGGCACUUUUUUCUUUCAUUUUAUCGUUAUAUAAAGAUUGUACACGAAUUUAUGCAGAAAAAUUACAAUCAACGGACUUCGUUGAAGUUUAUAAUUUUAUGAUAGGGUUUAAACAAAUGUAAUUAUUUAGUGCUGCUUUAAUAUAAUUAGAAUAGACUCCUCAUAGAGAUCGAGUGCGUAUUCAAUAGAAUUUCAUAACGUUUUCAUACUCGUUUAUACAGAUGCUUUAAUGAGAUCGAAUCUAGUGAUUAAUUGUUAUCAAAUCAGUUAAAAAUGACACCUCAAAUUUCUAUUUCCAAUAAAAUUAAAUGCAAAAAAUUAUAA
Diachasmimorpha longicaudata is the source of this 5100-nucleotide messenger RNA. RefSeq names its product fibrillin-2-like. Bases 142 to 4464 code for a protein of 1440 amino acids. Lineage: Eukaryota; Metazoa; Arthropoda; Insecta; Hymenoptera; Braconidae. The transcript is spliced from 14 exons. Gene Ontology annotation, molecular function: calcium ion binding. The record is from RefSeq and is a predicted model, not a curated record.